AUGGCAACAGCACUUCAAAGCCCUAGAGCGCUCUGCGCCCCGGACUCUCGUAUCUCUCUCACCCACUAUUGCACUGUCCUCGGUAUCUUCCAACUCCAUCUAUAUGAUAUAUGGCCGAUCAUCGACGCAGAAGAUCUUCGUUUGCAAUUAAGCGGCGAGAAAGCAAUUGAGCCCGGUUCUCACUCAAUGGCAGCGGCCUUGUGUGCUGCAACGUUGGCACAAACCCGACUCUGGCUUAUACAAGAUCCAUGCCCCGAAGGUCUUGCUGUGACAGCCCACGAAUUUGCAAAGGAAUGUCUAACAGUUCGAUUGGAGCACAGCUACAACCAAGAACCAUCACUUCAAGCUCUUGCGACAUCUAUCUUCCUUCACAUGUACUAUGCCAAUCAAGACCAGGUCACACCAGCUACAAUCUCUCUUCGUGAAGCUAUCACAUACGCGGACCUAAUGCACCUAUGUCGUGAUGAACCGGCCGAUGCGAUACAACAGAAGCAAUGGCAAUUGGAGCUGCGGAGCUACUGGGUCCUUUUCAUCACUGAGAGGACCUUCUGCAUCCAGCAUGACCUUCCAAUCACCCUAUAUAGGAUGCCCGAUCUUCCCGAAAUUGAGCACAACAGUCCUAAUGGUGAUCUAUAUGCUGGCUUUUGCACGCUCGUCAAGCUUUUUUAUCACAUUCAACGCCCUAUUUUUCACCCUUUGUCUAACAGUAAAGCUAUUGAAGCGCCGGAGACAUACUCCAAGAACGCGAUAUCGGAGAUUCAACAUCUCAUUGAGGUCAAACAGCCUGGACUUGAGGUGAGAUCUGAAACUCAGUAUGUGGAUAUUCAGACUACUUCCGCGUGGAUUCGCUCUCUACUCUGGCAAUACUCUGCCUCGCACUUUAUGCUUUCGUCGGCGACGUCAAUCGAGCCCUUAUCAUUUGACUACCCACUCUCGAUUGCUAGAGACUAUUUGACAUCAAUCUCCCACGUGUCAAUUGAAUCUGUGCGUAGUCAUGGCUAUGGAAUGGAGAUCAAGCUGCUUCAAGUUGCAAAUCCCAUUUUGGACUUGUUACUUUGUAUGCCACAUCUGCCUAUAAACACGGCGUCUCAUCCCGGUCCACUUGAUGCUGUUGUCGCCAUAGAACAUCUUCUAUUAAAUGAGGAUGAUCUGGAAGAAGCUUUCACUUUGUAUUAA
Molecule: messenger RNA, 1176 nt
Organism: Penicillium cosmopolitanum
Lineage: Eukaryota; Fungi; Ascomycota; Eurotiomycetes; Eurotiales; Aspergillaceae
Product: fungal specific transcription factor domain-containing protein
Exons: 4
Coding region: 1-1176 (391 amino acids)
Source: RefSeq, a predicted model, not a curated record